Schizophyllum commune H4-8 is the source of this 1107-nucleotide messenger RNA. RefSeq lists its product as uncharacterized. The transcript has 2 exons. Lineage: Eukaryota; Fungi; Basidiomycota; Agaricomycetes; Agaricales; Schizophyllaceae. The coding region runs from base 1 to 1107 and encodes 368 amino acids. The record is from RefSeq and is a predicted model, not a curated record.
AUGUCCUUCACUAUCCCAUUUGCGUUCCCGAAUUCGACUGGGAACGCGUCGCUGGAGGCUAGCUACUCCCGAUGCACUCCAACGACCCUCGUCCAUCAUACCGGAGCGAUACUGGCAGGAUGCAACGACGGCGGUGUCUAUGUCUUCUCCGAACCUCAUCAAGAGGCACCUCCGCGCGUCGAUCUUACAACACCGUCCCCCACACGGCCGGCCCGCACGCAAAUGCGCUCCCCGACGCGCUUGGUACCGUCCGACUCGCGGAACACUUCAAGAUCAAGCUCUCCCUCGAUCGCCUCCCUCUCACCCGCCCCCUUCCAUGUAUCCCCUCGAUCGCGCGUCGUAGCUGGCGUGACGACCACGCAGGCGGAGGCGCCCAAGAACUACGUUGAUUUUGACGACGAGCCGGAUCGGCUGAAGGACUUGCUGAAGGGGCGGGCGCCGAGGGACAAGCAGGAGAAGGAGCAGAGGCCGAGCUUCGAUGAACGAAGGCCAUCCGUGGCUUCAGAGCGAUCGCCGGCGCCGUCGUUGGACUUUGGCGCGUCGACGAGCGCGUUUUCGGCCCCCGCAUCGCCGAGACCGAGGCUGUUUACUCCCCUGCCGCCCAAGAACAUUCAGCUCAAGUAUCACGCUGUCCCGCACUGCAUUGGCAGUCCUGUGUCCGAUCUGUUGGUGUUGGAUUCGUUGUCGGCGUUCGCCUUGCUGCAGGAGAAUGGAGACCUAUCGCUACUGUCUCUCACGGAUGGGAUGUGCGCCGGCACCGUCAACAUGGAUGAUCUCCGCGCGAAGCCACCACCGCUCUUCUCAUACGUAUGCUGGAAGCGACUGCGAGUGAUCCACACUGGCGAGGAGGUGCGAGGCCCGCCAACAUACCUAGUCACACCCACCCAUGUACUACGUAGUCCACAAUACUACUUGCCGUCGCCGCCGUCAUCUCGACCUCCACCGCGGACGACAGCGAGCGACCUCAAGCACGCUUAUCCCUCCUCGAGCUGCGCCACACCACGGCCCCGGCGCUCACGGACCGCGUCAGCGAGCUCGCGCAGUGGGCGCUCGACGCGUUCCCGGAGACGGUGGACCGGCACUCGGCGGCGUGCGUGCAUUAUUUGA